This is a messenger RNA of Oncorhynchus nerka (sockeye salmon), 7404 nucleotides long. RefSeq names its product CUE domain-containing protein 1-like. The transcript has 11 exons. The record is from RefSeq and is a predicted model, not a curated record. Lineage: Eukaryota; Metazoa; Chordata; Actinopteri; Salmoniformes; Salmonidae. Gene Ontology annotation, molecular function: ubiquitin binding. The coding region runs from base 2993 to 4252 and encodes 419 amino acids.
CAUACCCAAGAAUACUUGAGGCUGUAAUCGCUGCCAAAGGCGCUUCAACAAAGUACUGAGUAAAGGCUCUCAAUACUUACAGUACCAAGUCAAAAGUUUGGACACCUACUCAUUCAAGGGUUUUUCUUUAUUUGUUAUGAAAACUAAUGAAAUAACACACAUGGAAUCAUGUAGUAACCAAAAAAAGUGUUUUUUAUAUUUUAGAUUCUUCAAAGUAGCCACCCUUUGCCUUGAUGACAGCUUUGCACACUCUUUGCAUUCUCUCAACCAGCUUCACCUGGAAUGCUUUUCCGACAGUCUUGAAGCUGUUCCCACAUAUGCUGAGCACUUGUUGGCUGCUUUUCGUUCACUCUGUGGUCAAAUUCAUCCCAAACCAUCUCAACUGGGUUGAGGUUGUGUGAUUGUGGAGGCCAGGUCAUCUGAUGCAGCACUCCAUCACUCUCCUUGGUCAAAUAGACCUUACACAGCCUGAAGGUGUGUUGGGUCAUUGUCCUGUUGAAAAACAAAUGAUAGUCCCACUAAGCGCAAACCAGAUGGGAUAGCGUAUCACUGCAAAAUGCUGUGGUAGCCAUGCUGGGUAAGUGUACCUUGAAUUCUAAAUUAAUUACAGACAGUGGCACCAUUACACCUCCUCCUCCAUGCUUCACGGUGGGAACCACACAUGCUGAGAUCAUCCGUUCACCUACUCUAUGUCUCACAAAGACACGGCGGUUGGAACCAAAAAUCGCAAAUUUGACCUCAUCAGACCAAAGGACAGAUUUCCACCGGUCUAAUGCCCAUUGCUCGUGUCUCUUGGCCCAAGUCUCUUCUUAUUUUUGGUGUCCUUUAGUAGUGGUUUCUUUGCAGCAAUUUGACCAUGAAGGCCUGAUUCACACAGUCUCCUCUGAACGGUUCAUGUUGAGAUGUGUCUGUUACUUGAACUCUGUGAAGCAUUUAUUUGGGCUGCAAUCUGAGGUGCAGUUUACUCUAAUGAACUUAUCCUCUGCAGCCAAGGUAACUCUGGGUCUUUCUUUCCUGUGGUGGUCCUCAUGAGAGCCAGUUUCAUCAUAGCGCUUGAUGGCUUUUGCGACUGCACUUUAAGUGCAGUUCUUGACAUUUUCUGGAUUGACUGACCUUCAUGUCUUUUCUGUCAUUUCUCUUUGCUUAUUUGAGCUGUUCUUGGAUUUGGUCUUUAGCCCUUAUUUGGUAAUCUUCUGUAUACCAUCACUACCUUGUCACAACACAACUGGUUGGGUCAAACGCAUUAAGAAGGAGAUAAAUUCCACAAAUGAACUUUUAACAAGGCACACCUUCUAAUUGAAAUGGAUUCAAGGUGAUUACCUCAAGAAGCUGGUUGAGAGUGUGUUAUUGUAUAGUUUUGAUGUCUUCACUAUUAUUCUACAAUGUAUAAUAAUAUAACAAAUAAAGAACAACAUUGGAAUGAGUAGGUGUGUCAACUUUUGACUGGUACUGUAUGUAAAUGUAUUUUUUUCAGUUAUUUUUUUUAAUACAUUUGCUGAAAACCUGUUUUUGCUUUGUCAUUAUAAGGUAUUGUGUAUAGAUUGAUGAGGAGAGAAAAAACAAUUUGGUUAAUUUCAGAAUAAGGUUGUAACAUAACAACACAUGGAAAAGUCAAGGCGUCUGAAUACUUUCCGAAUGCACUGUAUAUAGCAUUUGCCUUUUUGCUUUGCUUUGCAUGAAGGUAAGACCGUUGUUUUCAUCAAGCAUGUUCACAGCUGUUCUGCGUCUUGAAUUUGUCUCUGACUACUUGCACAAAUCAGAUUGACAUCGCCUACGGCACCAGGCAGGAGGUUUGUUUUCCGUUUCCAUUGCCAUGGAACUGGGGUCUGACAGAAUUUUAAUUGGGUUGGCAAUGAUUAGAAUGGUAGGGGAAGUGUCAUAUUUCUAUCGAGCUUUUCACUGCAGAAGAGGAUGCCAUACUGCAAAUAACUUCAUACAUAGUGAUACCAGGUUGUCAUUUUCUUAUGAUAUGAUAACAUCGCUGCCUACAAUGGUACCUUAGCCUAGUCAGGAGAAUUGAGGUUCCUGGAAGAGAUCCCCUCUUUUCAUAUUGAUUGGUGAAAUCCAAAACAGCUAGGCCUAGCUCGCCAAAGAUGAUAAUAUUUGUGUGUAUCUAGCACCAUAUGUUGUGCAUUCUCUCUUUCAUCACAGAGAAUUAUGAAACUGUCCUUUGCCUACCCCCGGUAUCUGUAAUCAGCUCAGGGCCUGACCAGCAGGCAUUAGUUAUGAGUGACGUAAGCAAGCCCUAUGCUCUAUGUAAUUCACAAGGGCAAAGCAGUCCUCCCCUGGCUCCCGUAUCGGUAAGCAGCUCCAGCUAUGCAGCCUACACGAGGACAAAGAGCUGUGGUGGAUUGUGGUGCUAAAUAUAGCUGGGUGCUAGGUACAGAUUAGUGUUGAAUAGUGAAAAGUGAGGGAUCAGUGUGUGGGGAAUAUCAUUCAGCCAGCUCGGCAAUGAUUGAUUUGACAACGUGGGCUCUCCCCCAGACAGCUCACUGGCUUCAAUUGAUGUCUGCCUGCAGGAUGUUUGAUAAGACCUAUCCUCUCCUAGAGAGGUAUCUGGAAGAAGAGCAUAACGAGUGAUUCUACUUUGUGGAUUGGUUGCUGUGCUGAAGGGAUGUGUGGGCUGGAAGUCCUAGGGCACUGCUAGCCCACCUCUGAUCAGAGAGAACGCAGCACUGUGUCCUCAACACACUGCCUGCCUGCCUGGGGAGACCAGCCACCACAUCCUCACAGCAUUGGAUGCAGCUGACUCAAAAACAGAGGAAGAAGCGUGACCGGCUGUCUGUGGUGUUGUGAUGAUGAGGGGAUAACGGGGCCGAGCGCUGAGGGCCCUGAGGUGGACUGGCACAGUUGAAGCAGCAGGCCAGGGUUAAGCCAGGGGAGGGGAGGCAGGCGGUGGGCGCCCACCGUCCAAGGACUAGGAGCCACCAUUUCUCGGGUGGUAUUGCCGGCGCGGAGGAGGGGCGCCGUACGGAGGUUGGAGGCUCUCUGGAUGAUGACCAGCCUGUUCCGCCGCCACAGCAACAGCAGUGGUAACCAUGGUGAUGUGGCGCCGCACGAGGAAAGCCCUGCUCCAGGCGAACUCAACAACAGUCGUCCCGGUGGGAGUGGGCGCACGGUGCGGCGUCUGGAGUUCAACCAGGCCAUGGAGGACUUCAGGACCAUGUUCCCCAGCAUGGAACAGGAGGUGAUAGAGUGUGUUCUGCGGGCCAAUCACGGAGCCGUGGACUCCACUAUCGACCAGCUGCUCCAGAUGAGCCUAGACGGACACGGCUCUAAUGACAGCUCUGACUCAGAGGACAGCCUUCCUUCUGAGAUCCUGGAGAGGACGUUGGAGCCGGACAGCUCUGACGAGGAGCCCCUGCCGGUCUACUCCCCGCCCUCCUAUGACAUGCACAUCUACGACAGGAAGUACCCAGACGAGGUCCUGCCCACAGCCUCACCACCUCCCAGCUUUGAUGCCAGUCAAACUCCUCCCUGCCAGCCCCCUCCUUGUCCACCCCCCCCUGCCAGUCAAUGGCAGGUUGGCAGUUACAGGAACUGGAACCCACCGUUACUAGGCAACCUCCCUGAUGACUUCCUGCGGAUCCUGCCUCAGCAGCUGGAUAGUCUGCCAUGCUCAUACACCAGCCUAAUGCAGAGUAGUCUGACCGAGCCCUCGUCCUCUUCAUCCCUGUCGUCCAUGACGCAGCAGGUUCAGCCGGGGGCGGGGGCCAGGGCAGGCCAGGUUGGCAUGGAGACUGAGCAGGAGAGGAAGCUGAAGCAGUACUUGGGAGAUGAGCGCAUCGCACUCUUCCUGCAGAACGAGGAGUUUAUGAGGGAGCUGCAGCGCAACCGCGAGUUCCUCAUCUCCCUUGAGAGAGAUCGGCUGCAGUAUGAGUCAAAGACAUCCAAGUCCCAUCAUUCAACAGCUUUCAUGGGGAUGUCCACUCCAGGAGAUAAUUGUGCCUCAGGCUCUGGGGAGGCCUGCACCAAUGUUACAGACGAUGCCUUGUUCCGUGACAAACUCAAGCACAUGGGCAAAUCUACACGGAAGAAGCUUUUUGAAGUCGCUAGAGCUUUCUCUGAAAAGACCAGAAGAAGAAAAACGAAAAGGAGAGCCCUCUUGAAACACCAUUCACUGGGUAAUGCUGCCUCCAAUGCCAACCUCUUGGAUGACGAAGAUGCCGGACACCUGAGUGAGAAGGACAACCAACUUAAGAGACCAGGCCCUCAGGAAGAGGAGGUGCCCCAGCAGGAAGUGUUGUCAUGAUUUCUCAUAUUGUUUCUCCUGUGACAAUGGAAGAACAACAUGGUUCACACCACUUCUGGACCUGAACCAGACCGUCCGAAGUCCCAUGGAAUAUUGUUGCCUUUAGAUGCUCUUCAGGACUGGGAAAUUUUAAGUCGUAAGUCCAACAUGACUGAUUUGGAAGUCAGAGCAAUUCUUCAACCAAUGACAUUUUAGCUAGCAAAAUGAGCUAGCUAAUAUUGCUAAUGAUAAAGUUAGCUAGCUUGCUUAGCUAUCCACAUUGAUAAGUUUGACGGCAUCAAAGGUGAAAGGUCAGUGAUGAAACGUCACAACUCUUAAAUUGAGUAUCAUCUCCAUCUCCGACUUUCCCUCUACGAAUUCCAAAUUGGGAGUGUUGUUCAAGUGCUUAUUUCCCAGUCGAAACACUGUAUUUCCCAAUCACGAGUAGCAUUUGAAGGCAGUCUUUUGAUUUCUUGUUUCAGAAAUCAACAAACUAGCUAGUUAGAUGCUUUUUUGUAUGAUUUAAAUGACAUUUUAAUAUAAAAUAUAUAUUGUUAUUGAUGGUGAAUAUUAAUAAUGUUAUGAUUUUAUUUUAAUGUAUUACUCAUUUUGAAUUAUUCCUGAUAAUUUCUGGGUGAUACAGUGAAAGCUGGAGUUGUAAUUCCGAUAUGACUCAGGAGUCUAGUGCAUUUUACUUGCAUAUGAAUGGAUUUGAACAUAUUUAUACUGAACAAAAAUAUAAACGCAACAAUUUCAGAGAUUUUGCUGAGUUACAGUUCAUAUCAGGAAAUCAGUCAGUUGAAGUAAAUAAAUUAGGCCCAAAUCUAUGGAUUUCACAUGGGCAGCGGUGCAGCCAUGAGUGGGCCUUGGAGGGCAUAGGCCCACCCACUGAGUACCCAGGCCCACCCACUGGGGAGAAUGAGUUGUUCCCCAGACAGAAAUACUCCUCAGCAUCUCCCCACACAUCCCCUCAGACGAUCCUGCAGGUGAAGAAUCUGGAUGUGGAGGUCCUGGGUUGGCCUGGUUACACGUGGUCUGUGGUUGUGAGGCCGGUUGGGCGUACUGACAAAUUCUCUAAAACAACAUUGGAGGAUGCUUAUGGUAGAGAAAUUAACAUUCUCUGGCAACAACUCUGUUGGACAUUCUUGCAGUCAGCAUGCCAAUUACAUGCUCCCUCAAAACUUGGGCGACAGCUGUGGCAUUGUGUUGCUUGACAAAACUGCACAUUUUAAAGUGGCCUUUUAUUGUCCCCAGCACAAGGUGUAAUGAUCAUGCUGUUUAAUCAGCUUCUUGAUAUGCCACACCUUAUAUUGGCAAAAUGCUCACUAACAGGGAUGUAAACAAAUUUGUGUACAACAUUUUAGAUAAAUAAGCUUUUUGUGCUUGUGUUAUAUGUCUGGGAUCUUUUAUUUCAGCUCAUGAAACAUGGGACCAACACUUUACAUGUUGCGUUAUAUAUUUUUGUUCAGUGUAGCUCGGUACCAUUCAACAGUCAAUUUCUGACCACAUGGGAGUUUGUGUGUGUGGAACAAAAUAUUGUUAUUUUAUUCUUACCACAAUGCAACCAUAUUCUCAAUCUGAUUUUAUAAUCUCUUCAUAAUAGUCUGCCUUGAGGUCUAAUUUUUAAGGUCCAGAUAGGCUAAUUCUUCCCGUUGGACUAUGGUAUCUUCCCAGAGAUGACCAAUGUAGGUGAAUACUGUUUCCAGUGUAACAAGAGAGCACUGGUUUGAAUCAGAAUGGGGACCAUCAGUGUAACAGUAGCCAUGUGGUUAGGGUUUCCUCCUUUAGCAUGCAUAUAUACCUAUUUACUCUAAAUCAUUUAUGUACUGUUUCUCAUACAACUUUAUAGUACAGUAUUUGAUACACUAUGAAUUUUCUUCUUCUGUUUGUGGCUUCUACAUCUUUGUUGCUUACAGAAGAGAAAGUUUGACCUUAAAUUGAAGAUUUAUUCCAGAAUUUCAUCCGGCUUGCUAUUUUCAUAUUUUACCAUGUGUUCUUGCCGGUGACUGUCUCUUCCAUGCCUCUGGGAACACUACACCCCCAUUUGCAGCUCAGUUUUACUCAAGUCAUAUGUUUUUGUUAUGUAGAGAAUAAGAAUAAGUUAUUCACAUUUUAUUUUAAGAUAAUAGUUAACUCUUGGUUUGUAGAUGCUUAGGAAAGGAAUCUCCUGACUGUAUCACAAUGAUUCACUGGCUUUAUGUGAUCCUGCUGUAAAUGAGACCAAAAAGAGUUGAUAGAAGUUUUUUUUAUUUUGAGCACCAUCAUUUAAAAAAAUGGAGAAUACCAGUCCUUCCUGAUAAUACUCACGCUGGUUUAGACUAUGUAUCUGCAUCACUUAGCUAUGUAUUUAGCUAGAUGUGUAUAAAUUGAAAUGGUUUGAAUGAUUUAUGAUCUUGGGGAAAUCAUUGCCAUAAACGAUGUAGAUAUACGUACUGUAGUUAGCAAGAAAAUAAUCAAUGCUCAGGGAAUCUUACUCGAACGCCAUUUUCUUGUCGUGUUCGACCCUCUUCUCCACCAUUUCCCCACCAACUGAUUAAACACAGCUGAAAUGUUUCUGAUAUUUAUAUUCUGCAGUGUUCCAUGGCCUACUAUGCUAUAAUCCUUGUGGGUGGAUUUUUGGACCAAUUAUAAUUGGUUUGGUACUGCAUUCUCUGGCUACACUAGAGAGAGAAGAUAGCACUCUGUUGGCCUUUGUGGAAUACAUCGAUUAAGUACAAACGGCAAGACUUUUCAAUAUCAGUCCAAUCCUGUAGAAAAUACUGUUUAGCAAAUGCAGUUUUAGAUUACAAUUGCUUAUCAUCAGACCACAAACUUAAUCUGUCACCCUGUCUAGUUGUAGUUUACCUCCACUUUUUAAGAAAGUGAACCUGUAAAUGAACCUUUAAGAUUAUAGAUUGUUUUACACUGAAAUAGGAUAUGGACCAAAAAAACAAAACUAGAAGGUGACUUGUUUUUAGGUGCGUAAGCAUUUCAUUUCAGUCUGAGCAUUUUUUUACCUGGGUUUGUGUGAUGGAUGAAUUAUUCUGUUGUCCUGUGUGUUGGUCAGGGGGCACCUGAGACUUGGUAUAAUGAGAUUGUCUUCCAUGUUAUCUUAGCUCCCUCCAAAGGAUUUUGUGUUACAUGAAUGUACAGUAUAGAGCCAAUGUUGAUUAAAACAUUAACCAUUUACAGUG